This is a messenger RNA of Polistes canadensis, 2121 nucleotides long. RefSeq lists its product as uncharacterized. The coding region runs from base 406 to 1947 and encodes 513 amino acids. The transcript has 4 exons. Gene Ontology annotation, biological process: proteasome-mediated ubiquitin-dependent protein catabolic process; multicellular organism development. The record is from RefSeq and is a predicted model, not a curated record. Lineage: Eukaryota; Metazoa; Arthropoda; Insecta; Hymenoptera; Vespidae. Gene Ontology annotation, cellular component: cytoplasm. Gene Ontology annotation, molecular function: ubiquitin protein ligase activity; ubiquitin conjugating enzyme binding.
GAAAAAAACCUAAAUUAAUACAUCUAAAACCUAAUUAAUACAUCUGAUGAUCGCAUAAGUAUUUGAGUAGAGUAAAAAUAAUCUAUAUCGAUCAUCGUACAAUUGUAGAAUGUAAACAUCAAUGUCAAGGACGAACAAUUAGGUGAAGGUAAACUAGUCAGUUAAACUCUCAUUUCGCUCGUAACUUUAACAUAGUGAUUUUCAAUAUAGAAUAAGAGAAACGUGCUGGUAAUAUUUUGAAGAAGAAUUCAAAUUUUUUUCCUGUGAAAAUAAAUUGAAAAGUAAAGAAAAAGAAAGGCAUUACUAUAAUUAAUUCUCUUUAUCAAUAAAAAAGGAAAUACGCUGCCAUAAUAAAGAAAUAUUUUUGAAAUUUUUGAAUGAAGACUAUAAAAAUAAUUGAAAAUAAUGUCUGACUCGGUCGACAAAGAUAUGUUCUUUGAAGCAGCUGGUGUGAAAAUUACAGACAAAACGCUUGAAUCUUCGGUUAAGAUUAUCGUUUUACAAUUUGACAAUACAAAUGACCCAUCCUCGAAAAAUAAUAAAUCUUCAUGUGGAUUUCAUUUGACUAAAACUAUGUGGGAUGCUUAUCCCUGGGUAGCAUUCGUCGAACAUGAAAGUAUCGCUAAUCGAGCAGGAUUAAGACCAGGUGAUUGCUUACUUAACAUUGAUGGUACCGAUGUGUUGGGUUUAAAAAUAAAAGAUAUUGCCGUUUUCAUAAAUGAAAGAAAAGAUAGAAAUAAUAUAAAUCUUCGUAUUUGGAGAUAUGUGUCUAACUUUUCAGAAAAUGAAAAUAUUGGUACAGCUUGGAGAAGACCACUUCCAGAAAUAGUUUCUAAAUUUGCUAACGUGUUUUCAGAAUGUUUACGCUGCUUAGAAUGUCCAGUUUGUUUGGAACGUGCAACAUCACCAGUUUCACAAUGUAUUAAUGGUCAUAUACUUUGUUUUAAAUGUAAACAAAAAACGUCAAAAUGUCCUAUUUGUAGAGUGCGACUUGGCCAGGGUCGUUGUCUCCUUGCCGAAAAGAUUUGGAAAAUUAUUUUUGAUAUUUUUGAUACGAAUCACGAAAUUGAAAAAUAUACUAAAUCGUCCAAUAAAAAUCUUACAGAAUAUUUGUUUGGAAAUCUUAGUAAAUUGAAUAUAACAAAAACAAAUCAGAAGAAUACCAAUGUCCCUUUAAAAUUAAAACGAUCAUUAUUAACUAAAUUGUUUCAUGGUAAUGUAGAAAAAGCUGUUUCUACAGAAAAUCUUGCAACAGUAUCACAGAGAAACAAUGAAUUAUCAAGAUUAGAACCUUAUAAUGUCAGCAAUAAUAGUAAUUCAAAUAGAUUGACCUUAAACGAUCGACAAAAAUCAGCAAGCACCAGUCAACUUUCGUUAAGAAAUGUAAACCGUGAAAUGGAUAACAACCAUGAAUUACAAACGAAUAUUACCGUUCAAACCAGGAGCUUAAACUUAAAUUGGAAUUUAAUUUUUGAUGGAUUAAAUUCUUCAAUAAUUGACAGACGGCUAUCUUGUCCAUUUUAUAUACAGAAAAAUUGUGAAAUUGUUUUAAAAAUAACUAAGUUAGUGGAUCAUCUAAUCAUGUGUCAUAAUAGUAAAAUAAUUCAUAUUCGUGGUGGAAGAAUUAAACUACAUAUUCCAUCACCCUAUGGACCCAAUGAUGUCUUUCUGAUGCAUUAUAUGAACAAUAUGUUUUUUCUUCAGAUAGAAAAAGGCUUUAUAUGGAUGAUAGAUGUAUUAGAAACUAAUAUGAAUUUGAAAUGGACUGUAAGUGCAACGGGAUGUUCUAAUACAGAAGUUGUGUGUACUAGAAAAAUGGUAAAAAUUAAACACCCUAUGGUACGUUUACCAAAACAUAUCGUAUUUUUACCAGAAAUCCUUGCAAUAAAUACAAUCGAUGUUAAAAUUAUUGAAAAUGAAAACGAAUUAGGAAUAUGUAAAACAUAAAUUUAAAAAAGGUAAUAAUAUUUAUUAUCGAUUAUUAUGUAGUGAGUACAUGCAUACGUAUGUGUGUAUAAAAGUACGAUUAAGCAUAAAGAAAAAAUGCAUUAAAAUAUUGUAUGAAUGUUGUCAUCAUUUUAACAAAUAUUUGAAAUAAAAAAUAAAAGAUAUGAAUUGUAU